UUUACACAGGGAUCUGUGUCUGGGCCGCUAUUUGGGGAGGGCUCGUUCUGGUUUUGCACAGUCUAGUUUGACUGCUGGGGUUGGGGUGCCGAUUGAAACUGGAGCCUGUGUGUGUGGAGGGCUAGAAGGGGGUGGGUUUGCCCCUUCACAAGUUACUGUCGGUUUCUCUAGGGCUCCCAGUGAGGAAUGGUGAUCCGGAGCCGGGGACCAGGGUCUAGAUGUCUGGUUUCAGCUCCCUGAAAUCCCACAGGGGGCGGGGGGGGGGGGAACCGGCGAGGGGCAGCCCCUUGCCAGCCGGGCUGGAGAGCUUCCCCCAGCGGUGGGGACGGGGGGGCUCUGCCCCCGCGCUCAGGGCUGGAGCCAGCGCGUAGCCGGCAGUGGGGCAGCCUCCCACGGCUCCAGCGGGGCUGGUCCGGCCCGGCCAGGAGGGACGGAAGGGGAGGAGACCAAGGCAGCUAAGAGUGAGGGGCUCGGCCGGCCGGCCGGCCACACCGGAGUGGCGGUGACCGAGGCAGCGGCUCCUCCGGCGGGGUCCCGGCGAUCAGCCGCGCCAUGUGCUGGUCUCUGGCCGCCGCCCUGCUGGGCACCCUGCUGCUGCUGCUGGUGCUGGCGCUGCGCUCCCGGCGGACGCGGCUACCGAGUGAACCUCCACUUGACAGAGGCUUUGUUCCUUGGCUGGGACAUGCUGUGGAAUUUGGAAAAGAUGCUGCCAGCUUCCUGUCUCAAAUGAAGCAAAAACAUGGCGAUAUUUUCACAAUCCAGGUUGCUGGGAAAUAUAUCACCAUCUUGUUGGACCCUCACUCAUAUGAUUCGGUGCUCUGGGAGUCAAGUUGUCAGCUAGAUUUCAGCAAAUAUGCACGCCUUUUAAUGGAUCGAAUGUUUGAUGUCAAACUGCCUGACUAUGACCCCACUGAGGAAAAGGUCAUGCUGAGAUCGGCUCUGCAAAACAAGAACCUUCCAUCCCUCACUAAGGCGAUGUUCUUCAACCUUCAGACCCUUCUGCUUUCUGACCCAAGCAAUCUGAGCCGGCAGUGGACAGAUGAAGGCUUGUUUCAUCUCUCCUACAGCAUGAUGCUCAGAGCUGGAUACCUGACCCUGUAUGGCAAUGAAGAAGAAAACUACAACGAUCCUUCUUGCCAAAAUAAAGACCGGGCCCAUUCUGCUGAGGUCUACAAUGAAUUUUAUAAAUUGGACCAGCUGUUGAUGAGCGCUGCCCGCUCCACGCUAACUGCAGUGGAAAAGAAGGAAGCUGCCAGCGUCAAGGGACAUCUCUGGAAGCUACUGUCUGUAAAAAGACUGAAUUCCAAAGCCAACAAAAGCCUUUGGCUAGAGAGCUACAAGCUGCACCUAGAGGAACUGGGAGUGGAUGAGGAUAUGCAACCCAGAGCCAUGCUGAUGCAGCUCUGGGCCACACAGGGUAAUGCAGGUCCGGCAGUUUUUUGGCUUCUCCUGUUUCUUCUAAAGCAUCCUGCAGCCAUGGCAGCAGUUCAAGGUGAAGUAGAAAAAAUAAUUAGAAACAGAGGACAAACAAUGAAACAGAUGCAAGGCAUUAGCCAAGAGAUGCUGGACAGCACUCCUGUUUUUGACAGUGUAUUGAAUGAAACACUACGUUUGACAGCAGCCCCUUUUAUCAGCAGAGAAGUACUUGCAGACAUGAAUCUGAGACUGGCAGAUGGCAGGAAGUUCAGCCUGAGAAAAGAAGACAGGCUCUGUCUUUUCCCAUAUUUAAGCCCACAGAUGGACUCCGAAAUCUAUGAGGAGCCAGAGAAAUUUAAAUAUGACAGAUUCCUCAAUGCAGACAACACAGAGAAAAAGGAUUUCUAUAAAGGAGGGGAAAGGCUCAAGUAUUACAACAUGCCAUGGGGAGCAGGAAUUAACACAUGUAUUGGGAAGUUCCAUGCAGUCAAUAGCAUCAAACAGUUUGUUUUCAUCUUGUUAACCAAUUUUGACUUGGAACUGAAAGAUCCUGAAGCAAGAAUCCCAGGGUAUGACAAGGGAAGAUACGGCUUCGGAAUGUUACAGCCGAAGAAUGACAUCAUGAUUCGAUAUAAACUGAAAGAUCAGUAAAAUAGCAAUGGCUUCCCUUCCAUCAUCCAACUGGUCUCCUCUGUGUUCCUCUGGUUUUUCUGAGAACUGUCAUCGAACUGGUCUAGAUCCAAGUAGUAUAUUUUGGCUUUAUUAAUUAAUCCAUUGGGCUGGGGUAAUGGUAGCAGUUAGAAAGAACAUUAAAAAAAAAGUCACCAUUAUGUUGGCUUUGUACCUGCUAGACUACAGCUUUAAUGCUAACUGACUCUAGUUAAUAGGGGAGCUUCAACACACCAUACAGUCAUUUUUAGUAACUAACCACUAGAUAAAGUCAAAGUGAACUUUACAUCGUGGAAGCACAUUUCAAGGGAGAAUAUAGCUGUCAUAAGCUACUCUCAACCAAUUUUGCACAUUCAUGGAAUUUCUUGCAAAUCCUUGGGUACGACUAAAUAUAUCUAGCAAAGUCAUGACACAGAAAGCUGAGUGUUUAUUUCUGAGUAGCUGGGCUAUGGCAUCCAUACAGAGGGUUGGUCUUCCUGUGCACCAGCAUGAGAGAGAACUUUGGAAAGGAAGAUACACUUGAGUGAGUCAGCAUCAUUAAGCAUAAGGUGUCUUAGUGGCAUUAUCUGACCAUUUUGACUGCUGAAGGUAAGGGGCCAUUCCAGAUCAUAGGUUUACAGCCCAGAUUAUGGGCUGCCCAGACAAACUGCACACAGCACAGGUAGGUAGGAGGGGUCUGUGGUGCAAGAGAGAGUGUUGGAAAGUGACAUAAUGUUCACCAUUUGCAUUCUCCUGAUCUUGGAGCUGUUGAAUGCAGGCUGGUCCCCUUUGGGCUGCUCUAAUUUAUGGAAGAUGUUGAUGGCUCCAAAGAGCUGCUGCCCUGUGCCCCCUUUCUUCCAGCCAUGCCAACUGCAUUGGUAGCAGGGAGAGGCAACAAGGAGGAGAGUUGACAUAGAAGCCUCAGCACUGACUCAAUGCCACUGAAGGAUUCCCAUUGUAUGAGGCUGACCCUUCUGUCUGUUUAUGCUUCGUUUGGUCCAGAAUCCCCUGACAGUGCAGUGCAAAGCCAUUGCAUCUGUUCCUGGGAUCAUUUCUGAACAAGAGCUGCUUGAUUUGCACAUGUUCUCCUCUCAAUUUAUUUUUGUAAAGAAAAUAUCUUGGAAUCCUUUAUUUUUUAAUUCAAUUUCCAACGGAAAAUCAUUAAUCUAUUUUUAACUACAAAUAUCUGGAAAUCAUUCACCUGGGUGCUUUGAGAAAGACAUAAGCAGGUCUAUGCCAUUUAAAGUCUAUGAACUGAGAAAUGUUAUGCUGUUUUGUUUAUUUUAGCAGAAAGAAGAUAUAUGCAUACACAUCUACCCAAGAAUCGCCCCCUCCACACACCCACAUGCAUAUUCAUGUAAAUAAAGUUAUUCUUUUAGUUAGACAUAAAGCUACAUUAAAAGAAUGGUAAGGUUGCAAAAUCAGACACAAAGUUUGGAAAUGCUAGAAUGAAAGUUAUCUGUGCAACUUUAACUCAGCCCCCUUGUGCAUAUGCAUUUAAAUAAAAUAUAUACUGACAUGAUCAGA
This is a messenger RNA of Chelonia mydas (Green sea turtle), 3591 nucleotides long. It is a transcript of the gene PTGIS, whose product is annotated as prostaglandin I2 synthase. Gene Ontology annotation, biological process: prostaglandin biosynthetic process. The record is from RefSeq and is a predicted model, not a curated record. Gene Ontology annotation, molecular function: iron ion binding; oxidoreductase activity, acting on paired donors, with incorporation or reduction of molecular oxygen; heme binding. Lineage: Eukaryota; Metazoa; Chordata; Testudines; Cheloniidae. The transcript has 10 exons. The coding region runs from base 553 to 2067 and encodes 504 amino acids.